AUGCUAUGGCUCACAAAGGGCCGAGCCGUGCUUGAGACCGAGGAUUUAUCGAGGGGCCUGCAGUUAGCGGCAAAGCACCGCGGCCUGUCUGUCGUUAAGUUACUUCUGGAUAACGGGGCAGAGGUCAAUUACCGGGCGAAAUCGUCGAUGAAGACAGCACUGCACGAGGCUGUGCACAGGGAAAGCCUCGAAAUCGUCCAAUUAUUGUUAGAUCGAGGAGCGUCCCCUAGCCUUAGGUAUUCCUCAAACGGUGAUUCACCGUUGCAUACAGCGGCAGCGAUGGGCAAUACAGGCAUAUGCGCUGCGCUUCUCAAAGCCGGGGCUGACAUCAACGACUCAAAUGAGCAUUGGUGGACUCCGCUCAUGCUCGCUAUACGCAAUGGCACAAACACCGUGCGACUCCUGGUCGAAGGUGGAGCUGAUGUCAAUCAAACUGAGGAUGAAGGGUGGACGAGCCUGCACUUUGCAGUGGAUUAUGGGGGGCCUGAUCUGUUGAAAUACCUGCUGAAGCAUGGUGCCGACUCGACCGUCCAAAACGCCCGAGGAGAUACCCCAUUACGGCUUGCUGCGAGGUUGGGUAGAUUGGACAUCGCUCGAGAGCUUUUGGAGUGCGGAGUUAAUCCGUCUCUUGGACCUGGCUGUUGUACAGCUCUAGAAUGGGUACGGGGAGAGAAAUUACCGACUGGCCUUGCCGAACCCGCUCGGUUGUUACGACCAUAA
Aspergillus viridinutans is the source of this 720-nucleotide messenger RNA. Its product is annotated as ankyrin repeat domain-containing protein. The coding region runs from base 1 to 720 and encodes 239 amino acids. Lineage: Eukaryota; Fungi; Ascomycota; Eurotiomycetes; Eurotiales; Aspergillaceae. The record is from RefSeq and is a predicted model, not a curated record. The transcript has a single exon. Gene Ontology annotation, molecular function: protein binding.